This is a messenger RNA of Cherax quadricarinatus, 822 nucleotides long. Lineage: Eukaryota; Metazoa; Arthropoda; Malacostraca; Decapoda; Parastacidae. The record is from RefSeq and is a predicted model, not a curated record.
UAAUAAAAAGCUCCUUGCAGUGUGUGGCAGUGUUCGGACUAUGGCUUUUGGCACUAAAUUUCGGCAGUGAGCUGGAACUUCCCCCCAACCCCCUCCAGAGAUCAUUUCAACCUCCACAACAACCCCUUAUGUAAACCCUUACUAUUAUGCACACAGGCACGAUUCCUCCCAAGAAAGGCAGUUCCCAAACUCGCGAGUUCAGGGCCUACAUUGCUGCCACUCACCGCUACGCCAAACUACACUUUGGAUCCCAGACUGUACUUGGUCUUGCCCUGCGGUACAGCUUUACUUGCCGCUGGGACCAUCAUGCUUGGGGGAGUUUUCUCCAGGAAGCUGUUCUCGACUACUGCUGGUCUGCAUACGUCUGCCGUGCUGUGGGUACUGGUACUAGUGAUUAUGAUUCUGUACAAUGCCAAUGCCGUCAACUUCUACAGUGAGAAAAACACUGCUAGCGUCUGGUGGGUGGUGGGGUGUCCACGCCAGCCUCCUCCUCCUCCUCAGUCUGCAGCUAGUGAUGACCAUAUGGGAGCUACGGAGGCAGAAGACUGGUUGGCCGACGCUGGUGCCUGGGCAGAUCUUCACUCUAGGCGCCAUGCUGAUAGCUGGCAGGAUGACCCUGUCAGUGUACUUUACUCUGAACUUCUACAACUCUUGGAUGAUAUUCGGCGUGCAGGACUUUUUCUACCAACCUAGACUUCUGGCCAUCGUCUGUGCUGCGCUUCCCUGAGCAGUACGUCCUACCCUGCGCCACUGCUUGUGCCUACGGUGGCACCGUUUGUUAUUUAGGAUUUGUUCUCCCCUUUUUUGGGUCCCGUAAAUAAC